This is a messenger RNA of Eurytemora carolleeae, 1347 nucleotides long. Its product is annotated as sialidase. The transcript has 8 exons. The coding region runs from base 1 to 1347 and encodes 448 amino acids. The record is from RefSeq and is a predicted model, not a curated record. NCBI's taxonomy places the organism in Eukaryota, Metazoa, Arthropoda, Copepoda, Calanoida, Temoridae.
AUGACCUUGUCUGAACCUGGUCUUGAGGAUACACAAAAGAAGAAACGGUUUUCAAGAUCUCAAUCUAGCUCUAGGACUGCAGAAAGACGAUCUAGUCUGUCGCUCAACCCAUUAGAUCUGGACUUGGGGUUCCUCUCUACAUCUACAACCCUUACCAGUCUUAACAACUGCGGGACUCCACAGUCUACACUUAACACCCCUGGGACUCCACAGUCUACACUAAACACCCCUGGCACUCCAAAGUCUGCAUUCAACACCCCUGGUACUCCAUACUCAGCAUUCAACACCCCUGGAACCCAACACUCUGCAUUCAACACCCCUGGUACUCCAUGCUUGGCAUUCAACACCUCUGGAACCCAACACUCUGUAUUCAACAACCCUGGGAAUCCUGGGACUCCAUACUCUGACACGCCAAUGUAUACAUUUAACACUCCUUUUUGUACAUCUGGGCCUUGCUCCUCAUACAGCACUGGUCAGCCUCAUGGUAUCGAUCCUGCUACUCCUGGAGAAUACAACAGUCCUGAAUUUAACGAUAAUAAGACAAAGAAAUCAAUUCAUCCCACUUCUCGAUUCUGUACUCCUGGUCCGUAUUUUACCAGUCCAAAUCUCCCAACAGAUAAAUCCUAUCCACAAAGAUCAAAUCAGCCUGCAUCCAAGUGUUCAGUUGAUUCAGCAGUAUCAACCUCGUAUCCAGAGUACUCUCAGGGAUUAAAUGUAUCCUCUACUGGAUCAUAUUCUACUUCAGUUCAGAAAUCCAGACUUCCAGAAUAUUCUAGAGAAUCUCAUCCUCUCUACUCCCUAGCUGGAGUACAUAAAUACAAACAAGGAAAAUCUGAUGAGCUUGGAACCGAGUCUACAGGAACAUUGAGGGUCUCAUUUCCAGAACUUGAUGAUGAAUCUAAGUCUUCAAGUCCUGAUCUGGAAGAGCCUAGGCCUAAGUCCAACCGUCAAAUACAGACUGAGAUGUUGAACGCUCUGACCGGCCUGGGGGUAGAAGUCAGGAACUGUACAAACCGGUUUCAAGAGAUGAAAACAAGGUUGUGUCAGGUUGAAGAGUUUAUAUCAGCCAAGAAUCAAUGUUCUCCGAACCCCAAAAUCCAGGAUAUCUACCCGGCCCUAGGAGACAGGAAUGAGAUUGAAGAGGAAGAGGAGGAGUUGAACCUCAAGGAUGAACUGGUUCUCAAGGUAUCAGAUCUGGAACCUUGUCGGUCAAUAAACCCUGAUGUUAGCAGUAUAAAAUCUGGAUCUAGAAGUAGGUCUGAUCUCCACAGGCUCAGUAGUGUCCUAGAGAGAGCUGGGAGGAUGGAGGAGGAGGAUGAGGAGGCUGAAUAUUAUAUUAUUGUAUAA